Messenger RNA from Spinacia oleracea (spinach), 2889 nucleotides. RefSeq names its product putative AC transposase. Gene Ontology annotation, molecular function: protein dimerization activity; DNA binding. Lineage: Eukaryota; Viridiplantae; Streptophyta; Magnoliopsida; Caryophyllales; Amaranthaceae. The transcript has 6 exons. The record is from RefSeq and is a predicted model, not a curated record. Bases 586 to 2637 code for a protein of 683 amino acids.
AGCUAAAAAGAGGCUCGGUGUUUACAGCUCAAAGCCGUGGGAGUAAAUGAGAACCACCCCAAAGCAGCGUCGCGGCUCCUCUCAUUUCUCUCAAUCUCUUUUCUCUUUUCUCUUUUCUCUUUUCUCUUUCUCUUUCAUCGGCUGGCUUAUCAGAUCUGGCGCCUAAGCCUUCUCCUUUCCCGCUUCUCUUUCAAUUUUCUCUCUCUUCCUCCAAAACUCAAACUCAUUUCUCUCCUCCCCUCCCCUCCCCUCACCACAGGGAGGAGGAACAAGCUGCUGCUGUUGUUGCUACUCUCUCCAAUGCCGCCAAUCGAAUUUAUCCGAUUUUAGCUUGAUGUUUCUCUCAAUCUCACACCUGAUCAACAUUGAUGGCCGAGAUAUUUAUUAAUGGUUGUUGCAAUACGCUAUCUGUUGCAGCUAUUAGCGUGCUGCUUUCUGAAGAUUUAUUUUACUGUGUGAGAGGCUCCUCGCCAUGAGAAAUAAUGAAUUAAAAAAUUUCAAUGUUCUACUGGAGGGUUUGUCUUGUUGUUGUGCUACUUUGUUGAGCAUCAGAGGUAGACUCCUUGCUUGGGACUGAAGCAGAUUAUGGAGUGGAAUGGUAGUACAACUUUCAGAAACUUGAAAGAUAUAGAGCCAAAGUCUGUGAUGGAUGUGGGACUUAUUGCAAGCAUAGAUGCAGUUAAUGUGGCAUUGAAUUCUUCUGAAAAAGGAAAUGACAAUAUAUCACCAAAACCACGAAAGAAGACUAUGACAUCAGUAUAUCUCAAAUAUUUUGAGACUGCUCCUGACGGAAAGAGCCGUAGGUGUAAGUUUUGUGGACAGAUGUAUUCCAUUGCAACUGCAACUGGCAAUUUGGGAAGACAUCUUGGUAGUCGUCAUCCAGGUUAUGAUAAUUCUGGGGAAAUGAUCCCAAGUACUGCUCCACAGACCAGUCAAAUUGUAAUAAAGAAACAUCAAUCUGAAGUCAAAACACCAAAAUUUGAUAUUGAUCACCUGAAUUGGCUGCUUAUUAAGUGGCUAACUUCGUCUUCUCUACCUCCCUCAACCUUAGAGGAGACCUGGCUGCUGAACUCCUUCAAGUUUGCCAACCCUUCCGUUCAGAUAUGGUCUAAAGAGAAACUCCAGGGUGUUUUAUGUGAAGUUUUCAGGAGUAUGCAGGAAGAUGUACAGACAACUUUGCAGCACGUGUCCUCUAAGGUUGCAAUUGCGCUUGAAUUCUGGACAUCUUAUGAACAAAUUUAUUACAUGAGUGUUAUGUGCCAUUGGAUUGAUGAGAGCUGGACUUUCCAAAAGGUCCUUCUUGAUAUUUGUCGCAUACCUUAUCCAUGUAGUGGUGCUGAGAUAUAUCAUGCUUUGGUUAAGGUCUUGAAGAUUUAUAAUAUUGAUGAUAAAGUCGUUGCUUGCACACAUGAUAAUAGCGAGAGUGCGAUGCAUGCAUGCCACAAACUAAAAGAAGAUAUGGAUGGGCAAAAGGUGGGACCUUUCUGCUAUAUCCCCUGUGCUGCUCAGACACUGAACAUGGUGAUAGAAGAUGGUUUAAGAACAACAAAACAAAUAAUCUCUAAGGUCAGGGAGUUUGUUAUAGAGAUGAAUGCUUCCCCUGCAAUCAUGGAGGACUUUUUGCAGUCAACAGCAGCUUAUCAAGAAAGCAUCUGGAGAUUCCCCCUUGACACUUCUGCUCGUUGGAAUGGACAUUAUCAGAUGAUGGAUAUUGUCCGCAAGGCAAGCAAGUCAAUGGAUGGUGUCAUAAGGAAGCAUGAAGACUCAUUAGGUAAUAGAAUGCUACUGAAUUCUGUCGAAAGGAAUGCAGUUACCAUUAUGCAUGGAUACUUAGAACCCUUCUAUAAGACCACGAACGACAUAUGUUCAAACAAGGUUCCUACCAUAGGCCUAGUACUGUUUUUCAUGGAUCAUAUAUCUGACAUGAUUGCAGCAUGCAAAGAUUCUUGCCAUUAUCCAGAUUGGCUAAAGAGUGCGGCUGAGGAAAUGUCCCUAAAGUCCAGCAGUUACAAUGACCAGGUUUCCAAUAUAUUUACUUACAUGACAGCAAUUCUUGAUCCUCGGAUCAAAGUCGAACUCAUACCAGAGACACUUAACUCGGAGAACAAUUUGGAGGAAGCAAGAAGCCAUUUCCUUGGAAAUUAUUCUACCACUCAUUUUUCAUCUGUGAACAAUAUUUAUGGUACUUCAGAGAAGGAAGAAGGUGGUAGUGUAUCUUUCGCAGAGGAAAUAGCCCGAAAAAAACGGAGGGCGAGCAUGAGCGUCGCAACUGAUGAGCUGACCCAAUAUCUGUCAGAGCCUCCAGCUCCGAUAACUACAGAUGUUUUGGAAUGGUGGAAAGCGAAUAGUGGACGUUAUCCACGAUUGUCUCUAAUGGCCCGGGACUUUUUAUCAAUGCAAGCAACAUCUGUAGCACCUGAAGAACUGUUCUCCAGCAAAGGGGAUGAACUUGACAGGCAAAGGUUUGGUUUGCCAACUUCGACUGUGCAGGCUCUACUUUGUAUUAAGUCAUGGACUGAUGGUGGGGUUAAGGUGAAAUACAAAUUAACUGAAAUCGACUAUGAUAUGCUUAUGGAGUUGGCUACUGAAACUACAUCCCAGAAUUGCAAAACUGGUUUUGACAAGAAACCAAAAUAACAGAGUCUGAUAAGGAACUAUUGGCAAAUUGUAAAGUGAGAAAUGUUUAACAGCUCAAACAGCUGACCCUGUUGUAAGAUUAUUUGUAUACUGCAUUCAUGUAUAUAUAUCAGACAUGAUUAUUGUAAUAGAAGGAUGCUUUGAAUUCAUGUAUUUGAGAAGUUGAGUUGAUUGUUGCAGGAAGUUGCAUUUGGUAUGUAUUUAUCUCGGUGUAAUAAAGUUCCAAAAUAUAUUAAAUUUAUUGUCCUAUAA